AUGCCUUCUAUCAAUAACACCCAGUGGCAUCCUCCCAUCUUUCUUUUGCUGGGAAUACCAGGCCUGGAAAAUGUACAUAUCUGGAUUGCUUUCCCAUUCUCUAUUGUGUACCUGAUCGCCCUUGUGGGGAACAUCACUAUCCUUUUUGUGAUCAAGACUGAACAUAGCCUCCACCAGCCCAUGUUCUACUUCUUGGCCAUGUUGUCUAUGAUUGACCUGGGUCUGUCCACAUCUACUAUCCCCAAAAUGCUGGGGAUAUUCUGGUUCAAUCUCCAGGAGAUCAGCUUUGGGGGAUGUCUUACUCAGAUGUUCUUUAUCCACAUGUUUACAGGCAUGGAGACAGUUCUCCUGGUGGUCAUGGCCUAUGACCGUUUUGUUGCCAUAUGCAACCCUCUCCAGUACAUGAUGAUCCUCACCAAUAAAACUAUCACCAUUCUAGGCUCUGUUGUUGUUGGGAGGAAUUUAGUUCUUGUGACCCCGUUUGUGUUUCUCAUUCUGCGGUUGCCCUUCUGUGGCCAUCACAUCAUCCCUCACACAUACUGUGAGCACAUGGGUCUUGCUCGAUUGGCCUGUGCUUCCAUCAAGGUCAACAUCAUCUAUGGGCUCAUGGUUAUUUCUAAUAUUAUUGUGGAUGUGAUCCUGAUUACUUCAUCUUAUGUGCUCAUUCUCCGGGCUGUUUUUCGCCUUCCAUCUCAGGAUGCCAGACUAAAGGCUUUCAAUACAUGUGGUUCCCAUGUUUGUGUCAUGCUUUGCUUCUAUACACCAGCAUUUUUUUCUUUCAUGACUCAUCGCUUUGGCCAGAAUAUUCCCCGCUACAUCCACAUUCUUUUGGCUAAUCUAUAUGUGGUUGUUCCACCUGCUCUUAACCCAAUCAUCUAUGGAGUCAGGACCAAGCAGAUAUGGGAACAGGUUGUAAAGAUAUUUGUACAGAAAGAAUGA
This is a messenger RNA of Orycteropus afer afer, 939 nucleotides long. RefSeq names its product olfactory receptor 52E4. NCBI's taxonomy places the organism in Eukaryota, Metazoa, Chordata, Mammalia, Tubulidentata, Orycteropodidae. The record is from RefSeq and is a predicted model, not a curated record. Gene Ontology annotation, biological process: G protein-coupled receptor signaling pathway. Gene Ontology annotation, cellular component: membrane. Gene Ontology annotation, molecular function: olfactory receptor activity; G protein-coupled receptor activity.